This is a messenger RNA of Cinara cedri, 4518 nucleotides long. The record is from the annotation of a GenBank genome assembly. Lineage: Eukaryota; Metazoa; Arthropoda; Insecta; Hemiptera; Aphididae.
UUUUGAAGAACAUGAACAGAAAACGAUUUUUUAUGAUAUUUGUCGAAACUUGAACAAUUCGACAUGUUAACACUGAUGAUAGCAAUUUUCUUUUCUUUUUUGUUUACUGACAACAAGAUACCUACUAGAUAAUAUUCAAGAAUGACAAGAAUCAAGAUUCAAACUGAUUUAACAUACGUACAGUGGGAACAUAGAAAUUAAAAGUUUUAUAAUAUAAAACAAUUUUAAGUUUAUCGGUAAUUAUCUGUCAUUAAAAACUAUUGAACAUUUGAUAUAUUCUAUACUUUGUUGAUUGUUUUCUUAUUUAAGUUUCUAUAGCUUAAGUAUCAUGAAGCCCGGAAUAGUUGCUGAUGAAAUGUUCCCUGAAGGCACUAAUCCAAUUAUGGAUAUGGAUGAUGAAGUAAGUGUUAUUCUGAUUUGAUUAAAUUUACCUCAAAAUUAUAUUUAAUUUGUGUUAUCUAUCUAUAUUGUAUUUAUAAUAGGUACAAUAUUUAUUAUAUUUAUUGUAGACAGGAGGAAAUGUCGUAUUUGAUAUGAAUGAAAAAAAUCUUCAAGCCGAUUUUUACAAUGGUAAGUAUAUCGUGAAAUGACAAAAAACUUAUAUUUUAAUAAUGACAAUAAUUUUAUCAUACUUAUUUAAUCUUAAUAUGCUAUAAUAUAAAGCUUCUUCAGUACACCUAAUUAAUUUUUUAAAUGACAUUUACUAUCUAUACUACUUGGACACAAUAAAUAAAUGUGAUAAAUGUGUUUAAUUACAUACAAAUUAUUAAAAAUACGUUACUAUCAUUAAUAACAUUUACAUAAUACAUGACAUUUAUGAGGAAAGCAGCCAUCCAUUAGUAACACAUUUUCAUGACUAUUUCUUUUUAUGUUUUCAGAUAAUUGAUUUAAUAUUAGGUGUCAAUAGGUCAAAACACCAUUUCUGUUUUAAUCUUCUUGGGGAGUUACCGGGGAUAGUAGGAUUAGCAAGAUUUCUGACAAGAGGGGAUGAGAUGAUGUGGGAGCAUGAAAAAUUAUAAUAUACUUAAGCUUCUUUGUAGACUGAGGACAUUUUAAGAUUGGUAUGUAUAGUGUGGUUAGAGAUAUAAGAGGGGGAGGGAGUGUUUAACAAUUCUCGAAGUUUGAUGUCUUGAAAUGAUUGAAUUUUUUUUUGCAUUCUCUUAGAGCUGAAGGCCAUAUGUUCAAAAAGGCUUUAGUAGUGAUUUGUAAAUAAUUACUUUAUUAUUGAUGUAAGUAUAUUUAUUAUUCUUGAUGAGGUUUUUUUAGUAGGUGUAGGCGAUAGUUAAAAUUUAUUUUUUUAGAUUUAAUAUACUGAACCCAGGUUUACCAAGUGCCAGAUAUUUAACAUUCAAAGCACUAGGAAUUAAGGUGUUAUAAAUGAAGAAGACAUCAGGGCAUGAAGCUAGUCUAAGGAUGAGUGUUGAAUGUAUAGACUUUGAUUGAUUUAUUUUAAUUUUCCAGUUGGAAUAUCACUUUUCCCUAAGAAUGAGGUGAAAUUGGAGAUUUUGAGUACCUACGAAGGGAUUAGAGUGUACAGAUAAAAUUGCCUUAUCGUCCGCAUAGUCGGCAACCAGUGUGUUCGGUGUAGUUGGUUGGUCUGAGGCAAAAAUAUUGUAGAGGAUAAAGGAAAGGAUACCACUUUGUGGAACAUCAACAAAUAUAUUGGCUAUAGAAGAAAAAUCAUCACCUACACAAACUUGAAAAUGGUGAUUGAUGAGAUACAAUUUACUAAUAGUGAAAUAGGUAGGAUGAAGAAGCUUUUUUAAUUUACAGAGGAGGCCAACAAGCCAUACACUAUCAAAGGCCUGAGAGAUAUUCAGAAACGUGCAUGUACAAUAACAAUUUUUGUCUAGCAAGUAAGGUAUAGUGUAAACAGCUCUGUUAACCUGCUGUACAACUGAGUGUGAAUUGCGAAAUCCGAAUUGAGAAUCUAGAAGGAUAGAUUUUUCAGUAAUACUUGGUAGGAUACAAUACAUCUUUUAAUAACCAAACUAUUUUGAAAACAAUUUAUUUGAAAAUACCACUAAUAUAUUUUUGUUUUUGUAAUCUAUUUUUUAUUGUAGAAAACUUAUAUAAUAUAUUGAUGUUUGAAUUGAAAAUUUACAAUCAACACAAGUAUUCAAUUCAGUUUGUAGAACUUGUAAAUUUUAUUUUCAAUAAUUACUUCACGACUCAGUGUUAGAAUUCAUGAAUGUAUAUUAUGGAAUUAUAUACAUACAAAUAUUAAUGACUAUUGUAUCUUUAAGGGUGGUUUAAUAUGCUGAACUGGGGUCAUGGACUACAUUAGCUCAAUAGUAGGCAAUAGGUACUGUACUAGGACUCGAAACUAACAGGUUAUUUAAAUACGAUAGAAUUCAUCACAUUUAUAAAGUAUCAUUAUUUCUGGUCAUGUUUUACAGAUUUGAGAGUAAAUCAGUAGAUUUGCUGAACUGCCAUCUAAAGUCAAUAAAAACUGAACUCAGUUAUAACGAAUGAAAUUUUCAAUUUAGAAACAUGAAACUAAUAGGUUAUUUAAACACCAUAGAACUUAUUACGUAUAAAAAGUUUUUGAUUAAGUUUUACAAAUUUUGGAGCAGAUCAGCAGAUUUGCUGCCACAGUUUAACAAAAUACUGAACUGAGUGCAGUUUUCAAUAGAAGCACUUAUUAUGAAAUCACUGGUAACCUUGCAGUACUCAAUGGUCCUGAUUCAGCAAAUUAGAUACUUCCUAUCUUUAACUAUUUUAUUUUUUUAUUGUUUCUAAUAAUUUGAUAAAAAAUUAUCCAUCUCAUUAUUUUUUUUUAACUUUAGCUUUUCUUACACAGAGACACUUAAAAGAAAUAUUAGUUCCUUGAAUAUCAGGACAUUUAUUUUUGGACAACAUGAGGAAACCGCGUUAGGUAGUUACAUAAUGAAUGUUAGAUACUUAGAAAAAAAUUGAUUCAUUACAAUUUCAUUCCGGAAAUAUUUAUAAUAAAAGGUUAAAAGUAAGUACAUCUAAAUAAAAAAGUAACAGAUUUGCAACUAUAGUGAGUUGUAUAAUCACAGGGACUUAAGUAGCAUCAUCUGAAUAACACCAUAUAAAUAUAAAAGCUAUUAUGGUUAUAUCAUAGAUACACAAUAUCGCCUGAUAUUCAAGCAUCUACAAUUUUUUUUUUUUUUGUAUCAUUGGUUUGAAAAUGAUUUUAAUUACUAUAAUUGAACUAUUAUAUCAUUAUUUAUAUACUUAUUUAUUUCAAAAUAGUCAAAUAAAAAUGUUAAUAUUUUUAACAAUACUUUCUUUAUUUUUUAGAUUUUGAUGAUCUCAAUGACGACGACGAUUUUUGAAAUUACAUUAUCUUAUAAUUAUUAUCCUAUGUAAGUAGUUAAAUCAAAUCCAUAAUAAUGUUUUAUUUACUCAAAAAAACAAUCUGUAAAAUGGUAGGCAAACAAAAUGUAAAAAAAAAAUCAAUAUGUUUUUAAAAUAAACAAGUUUGUAAACUCUAUAAUAUCUUAUUAUCUACCUUUGUUGUGUAAUUACUGUUCGUAGCUGGUGAAGGACAUCACAAUUCUAUAUAUCCCGUAUUAAUAUUAAUUUUGAUGAAUUUCACAAAAUUAUCCAAUAUGCACAUAUUAUUAAAACAGGUAUUUCUAUAAGAAUAUGUAAAAAUAAUUUUAGUUUGAUGGCCGAUUACUACUAGUGUUUAAAAAACUGAAAAACAAAACUAUAAAAGAAAAUUAAUAACAUAUUUGAAUAUCUUAUUAUUAUUAUUUUUUUAUACUUUAAAUUUAAUUAAGCCACAAAUAUGUUUUUGAAUAUUUAUGUUUAAUAAUAUUGUAUAAUUUACUAUAACUAAAAUUUAAAAAAGUUAAAAAUAUUUCAAAUAUAAUAACUUAUAUUAUUCUAAUGUAAAUCUCAAUUGUAGAAAAACUAGAUGUGAUAAAGACAAACUAAUUUGGCGUGUGAACAUCUAUAAAAAUCAAGUAUCAUUGUAAAAAAAAAAAAUAUAUUUCACAGGACUAAGUAAUUGUAUCUAACUAGACUUGUAUUAGAUCAAGGCCAAGAUACCGAUGUAAAAUAAUAUUUACAUUAUAUGUUAAUAGGAAAUGUCUACUUUAUUUAUUUUAACAUCAUAUUUAAUCCCAAUAAGGCUCCUGACAUUCAUAAUUGUCAACAUCGUAGUUAUAAUUAAUAUUUUUAGAUUUUUGAAUAGGUUUUACUUCAACUCGAGAUAUCUUUGGCUUAUAUGAACAUAUUUGUAAAUGAUUGGCCAUCUCAUCUUUUUCCGUAUAAAAGUAAUGGCCAUAAGGACAUUUUAUUUUAUUUGGAAAUGACUUCUUGCACUUCAUCAGAUGGUUUGGUAAUCUAUGACGUCGAAGUUUAUGGUUAGGGUCUAAUGGACAUUCCACUAAGUCCAAAUAGUAAAUGCUGAAGUCUACUAGUUCUUCUUUGGCCAAAAUGUUAUCCACUUCUUGUGUUGCCAUGGUUAUAUUUUCACGGAAAUCUAAAAAUCAAUUUAUAAAUAAAAAAUUUAUAUAUAAAAAUACAAAUAAUAACUGA